CCGUAAUCCGCAACAUAGAGCAUGAAUUUUGCUCAAAAAGUUCAUUUUUUGGGAGUUUCUGGGUUGCGUGUACGUGGAAUUUUGAAUAAAAGAUUUAGGAAUGUUCCUGUAAGACGUUUUAUAGAUUCAAUUGCAACAAAAUUGUGUUUGUCUGAAUCCGAGAAACAGUUGUUGGAAUUUUCGCGACUUUUGUGUCAAACUGAAACCAAAUUACACCAGAAACCACAUCAAUUGUCUCAAAACGAGUCGAAGGACCACGUAUUGGAACAAUUAUCUGUUUUGCCAUGGAAAUCUAUUUGUAGCACAUACCAAACCUUCCAGGUGCUUACGAAGCAAUUACGUGAAUUAGGACAGUUUAUGAACGAUGAAAGCGACAAAGAACUCCUGCAACUAGCUGAGAGUGAAAAUAAUGAGAUUAUGAAGAAGACCCAUGAUGUGCUAGAAGGGAUGCACAAGCUUCUGUCACUGAAACCAAAUAACUACCAAGCUCCUGCGCUGUUAGAAGUUCGUGCAGGUGUUGGCGGAUCAGAAGCAGCCUUGUUUGCGUCUGAAUUGCUCAGCAUGUAUGAAAGAUACUGCGCAUUCCGUAAUUGGAAGUGGAAACCUCUGUCGCUGAGCAAGACAGAAAAUGGAAAUGGAAUAACCGAGGCUAUUGUUUCUGUCUCCGGACACGUAUAUGGUGAGCUGUUUCACGAAGCAGGUGUGCAUCGUGUACAGCGGACACCAGCAACGGAAACCAAAGGUCGCUUACACACAAGCACUGUAUCCGUAAUCGUUUUGCCUACCGUGAAUUCGCAGACUCUGGAAACCGAAAGCAAGCUCGAUGCAAACGAUAUACGCGUGGAUGUUAUGCGAGCCAAGGGCGCUGGCGGCCAGCACGUGAAUCGUACAGAGUCUGCAGUUCGAUUAACACACAUUCCUUCGGGUAUCACUGUUUGCAUGCAAGAUUCCCGCUCACAACACGAGAACAAGGAGCGAGCGCUCCUCAUUCUUCGAUCCCGCGUUGCUGCUCUUCGCCAUGAAAAUCUGCAGAAGCAGCAGCAUGACGCUCGCCGUAAGCAGGUUUCCUCUCCCGUACGUUCAGAAAAGAUUCGAACGUAUAACUACGCACAAAACCGCAUCACCGAUCACCGUUGUAGUUGUUCUAUGUACGACACGGAAGGUUUUAUGGAAGGUUCGAAACAGACGGAACAAUUCUUUUCGCGCAUUCGGAAUUGGUUCUCGCAACAGCAGUUUCAGUUGCUUUUGCAAAACUUAAGAAUGCUGCAUGACACAGGAACAAAUCCCGCUUCGUGAGCUCGAACAUAAAUUAAAACGCUUCCUCCGGGGCAAACUCUUUCAAUUGAGCAAAACCUCGCACAUUUCCCGUUUGAUAUCCUCUCUACCCCAAACAUCCCACUCACACCCUUUUCUCCGUUAGUUUCACCAUUUUCAUUCAAACAACACGUCCUCGUUAUUUUGGUUUUCUUCUUUGGGCUCCGAACCACAACAACUAAAC
Messenger RNA from Schizosaccharomyces japonicus yFS275, 1498 nucleotides. RefSeq names its product peptide chain release factor. Gene Ontology annotation, biological process: translational termination; mitochondrial translation. The transcript is spliced from 3 exons. Lineage: Eukaryota; Fungi; Ascomycota; Schizosaccharomycetes; Schizosaccharomycetales; Schizosaccharomycetaceae. The record is from RefSeq and is a predicted model, not a curated record. Gene Ontology annotation, cellular component: mitochondrial inner membrane; mitochondrion. The coding region runs from base 22 to 1296 and encodes 424 amino acids. Gene Ontology annotation, molecular function: translation release factor activity.